AUAAUUUGAAAAGUAAAGUUGAAAGUGGAUUUUAUUCUAUCACCCACCACCAAAGAAAGAAAGAGAGAGAGACGGCAGCUUUAAUUUCGGGCAUUCAUAGCUUUUCUCGCCGAUACAUAAAAAUAAAAUCCGAUUUUCAGAUUUCUUCGUUCUGUCCUCUCCGAUUUUUAGCUUCUCUAUUUCUCCAUUUCACAAAUUAUAUUUACUCUUAUUAUCUGUCUGCCUAUUGAUCAUUUUAUUUCUCUCUCUCUCUCUCUCUCUCGUUUAAUUCCCACUCCUCUCAGCUCUCUGCAGGUGAUAAUGAUGAUUGUUUAAUCAAAUUCAGAAAAGGGGCUAUUGGCACUUAAAUAAGAGAGAGAGAGAGGGUAUUAAUUCGCAUUGGCAAUGGAACUUCUGCGAGCUAAGAUUCCUCUCAUUCUCUAUUGAUAUACUUAUUCAAGACUGUACUUUUUGAUGCUUAUUGACAGUAAGACUUACUGGUGAGAGUGGAGAAUUAUUGCAAGGGGCAUUGACUGAAAUAAAGAGAUUGGAGCUGACACCAUGGGUGCUGUUUGUUGCUGUUUGCAUGCGGAGGACUUUGAGGAUUAUAUAAAUCCUAACAGUUCUGUCUACAGAAACUGCAUGUGUCUUAGUUGCUUUGUCCAGAAUUUUCUACAUGUGUAUGCCUCAUUAUUUCGAAGAGGGGAGGUGCUUUCUGUCCCUUCUUCCAUUCAGGGGGCAGCUUCUAUUACUUCUUCGGCAUCGUUGGACAACUCUCUUUCUGACAUGUAUCGUUCUCCUCCAAGGCCUUUGCCUUAUGAUGCCGAUCCCCGAUAUUUUCACUUGCAGCGUGAUGGUUUGGUUUCAAGACGGGAGAAGGGUUCAAGUCAUUCACAUGAGGAAUCAGAACCAUUAAGAAGUGAUAACCAUGGUGAUUCUGAUUCCUUGAGUACAGGAGACAAAUGGACUGCAUCUGGUUGUGAAGAAGGAUCCAAAGAACAGCGUGCUAGAUCCUCACUGAAAUUCUUGUCAGCAAAAUCAACUGUUGGAAUUGGGUACGUUUAUUCAUCAUCGGAAGAUGAGGAUGUCUGUCCAACAUGUCUUGAAGAAUAUACUCCAGAGAACCCUAAGAUAGUGACAAAGUGCUCUCACCAUUUCCACCUUGGUUGCAUUUAUGAGUGGAUGGAAAGAAGUGACAGCUGCCCAGUCUGUGGCAAGGCAAUGGUAUUCGAUGAAACGACUUGAUUUUGCUUGUAAGGUUUGCGUCGUGGAUGAAACCAGCAACAGCAGGAGAAGAAAGAAAACUAAAACGUUAGAGCUCUUUGUGAAUAUUGCAGGUUAAAGUGCUUGUUUACUAUAGUAAAUACAAAAGAAAAAAGGAAAUGUUCUGAUAACAAUUGUUUCAAAGUACAUUUUCGUCCAAAUGCCAUUUACAAAAUUUUUCGUCCAUGUGAAUGAAAAUCUGCUUAUAGUUAUGUCAGAACAUGACUUGAACUUGUA
Messenger RNA from Ricinus communis (castor bean), 1479 nucleotides. RefSeq names its product E3 ubiquitin-protein ligase At3g02290-like. Bases 541 to 1224 code for a protein of 227 amino acids. Gene Ontology annotation, molecular function: ubiquitin-protein transferase activity. The record is from RefSeq and is a predicted model, not a curated record. Lineage: Eukaryota; Viridiplantae; Streptophyta; Magnoliopsida; Malpighiales; Euphorbiaceae. The transcript has 5 exons.